Messenger RNA from Ylistrum balloti, 1686 nucleotides. RefSeq lists its product as uncharacterized. Gene Ontology annotation, molecular function: protein binding. The transcript is spliced from 5 exons. The record is from RefSeq and is a predicted model, not a curated record. Lineage: Eukaryota; Metazoa; Mollusca; Bivalvia; Pectinida; Pectinidae. Bases 1 to 1686 code for a protein of 561 amino acids.
AUGGCGUCAGUAUUUAGAAAUCAGAAAAAGAUCUACACCUUAAGAGAGUUUUACGAAUCAGAUGUGAAUCUUCCGGUUAUUAUCUACAUUGAAGAAGGGUUCAAGGGAAGCAAUAACGUAGAAACUAUUGGACCAGCACAGUAUUUCUUCAUUCAUGCGGUAUACAAACAGAAGAGGGUGAUGACAAGAGGUCAUGUCCCGGCUGUGUGUACUGACAAAUGCCUCCUCAGUAUCCCUGUUACAUACCCAAUAAAAUUCAGACGUGUGGAGAGCAGACUUGAUGUUGGAUCCGAGGAAUUUAUGUGGUCCCUCCUCCGGAAGUAUGAUCCACCAUUCCAAGUACAAAUGUCUCGGACGGAUGGACGCAGUUUGAGCGUAGGACUGACCUCCACGACUACAUCGAAUAUUUCAAAUCUCCUUGUGAUGCGAAAAUACAAGGAAAUAUAUCUUCUUGGCAACCUUUUGGACCAAGGGAAUGGAGCUCUUUAUUACAAACACGUGACAGCCAUUCCACUCUAUAUGCAAGAGGUCAAGGUCAGGUUAGUGGAUGGAUUUUCAAAAGGAAUGGCAGGUCAAUUUGCACUCUACAUGGAUGAACUGUACGCAUUUGCUCUCCAGAAUAUUGAUCUGCGCGGUAAUCAUGGGAAUAGAGACAUAUCAAUUACUAUGGAGAAAACAAACACGUUUGCUAAGUCUCAAAUGUGUGAAUACCUCGAACCUGAUCGUUACAUAGCACUACAGUGGCCCAAAGUUCCAAAGGAGUCUGCAGAGAGUAACUUUCGGCAGUCAUACAAGCCAAAUCUAGGCUACAGUAACUCUACUUGCAGUCUGGAGCCAACGGCUUUCAGAACUGAAAAAAGAUUACGUCAGUUAGAAGAAAUUAAACUAGCGGAAGGACAUGACGAAAUCACCAAGGUCUUCACUCAGGAUUACACACCCUUAGAUGAUAUCCGUGACCUUAAGAGACCGGUAUCGGUACCGGAACAGCGGAAAUACUUAGAACCAACAGCUCCACCGAAAGAGGAAAUGCCGCCCGGGUUGCCUCCAAGAUAUCAAACUGCAUUGCCCGUUGUAGCUAAAGGAACAGAGAAAUCAAAGAAUAGUUCAUCUGAAAAAAAUCCUACGGAAGAUGAUGACGAUAUUCAUGAAGAUGAGAUGAAAUAUUUUACGUCCAUUCCGUUUUACGACAAAAAUAGAACGGGUAUCCAGAUGAAAUUGUCAAAAGAACUAAUGAAAGUUUGCGAAAGAAGAAAAGAGCCCGAAAAAGAAGACAAAAUGACGUCAUAUAACCACAUUGAACCGGAAGUGGAUUAUGACAUGCUUCCUUCCGGACGUCAACCAAAGUCAUGUGUGGGGCAGAAUAAAGUACAUAGUGCAGGUAUACACCGAGGAAAUGUACCUGACGUAACAUAUGAAACCCGAAAUGAUCAUGGGGAAAAGCAAACAAGGAUGAACUUCGACCCUCAAAUGGCCUUUGCUCGAAUGACCGUUGAUGAUGUAGUGGAAUUACUGAGAAGGUUGAAUUUGGAUAAAUAUGAGGCAGUGUUUAGAACCGACAUGGUCGACGGAUUCAUGUUGAGUGAUCUUACAGAAUCUGAUCUCCGUGACAGCUUUGGAUUUACAAGCGUUGAAUCGAAAAGGUUGAUGAAUUUUAUAUUGCAUAGGCAUCUACCGAAGAUGAUGUGA